Diachasmimorpha longicaudata is the source of this 4130-nucleotide messenger RNA. It is a transcript of the gene Noc1, whose product is annotated as CCAAT/enhancer-binding protein zeta. The record is from RefSeq and is a predicted model, not a curated record. Bases 498 to 3269 code for a protein of 923 amino acids. Gene Ontology annotation, cellular component: nucleus. Lineage: Eukaryota; Metazoa; Arthropoda; Insecta; Hymenoptera; Braconidae. The transcript has 4 exons.
GCUUGUUUGUUCAUAGCCCAAUCAUCGAAUAAAAUCGAAUAAGGAUUGUGGGGGGGCCCAGAGGUCACCACGUUCAUGAUUCAUUCAACAAUAAAUGAGAAACUAUCGAAACAUUGUAAGCUCAGUACAAACAGCUACUAAUUUAGUACAAACAACCGAAUUAGUUUAUUUCUCGAAAGAAAAUCACCUGUUGGCUAUUUAUAUAACGAAUAGAAAAAAAAAUUGAACUGAAGUGCUGUCGCAGGAUUGAAAACUCGGCCUGAGGGUAGCCACGUGAGGAAUCAAUGAACUCAGAAUUUCACGUCGGUUUUUAAACAAUAUUUACUUGAAUCGCCGAAGCAGUGAUACCCCUGAUUACCCUACACCUAUUAAUUAAUUAACUAUAACGUGUUUUGGACGAUAAACGUUUUGUGACAUUAGUUAAGAUUUAUUGAAGUGACUUCAAGACCUCGAGGGGAAUGUUUAUUUGUUUUCCAUAGGUUAACUCAAGCCACGAGAUGAACAGUCGAUCAAAGGACAUCAUCUCAUUCUCGUCUAAGAAAUGGUACGACGAGUACCCGAAGACCCCAGGUCCCCAGGAUCCAAACAAAACCGAAGUAGAGAUCCUCGACCUGAAAACCGAGGCUAAAAGGCACUUGGAAGCGGAAACAGCAGCUUAUCAGCUAAAAAAAUCCAAAAUCAAAGACUCGGAGUAUGACUGGUUGAAGACUGCCUCCCAACGGGGAACCCUGAAGGACAAAGUAGCCGCCUCAAUCCUCCUCAUCCAGGAGAACCCAAAGUACAAUCUUGCCCGUCUGGUGGCUCUCGUGGCCCAGGUGAAGAGCCUCUUCAAGGUCUUCAAGCAAGGGGAGCAGGAAAGAGCCUCCAAGAAGCAAUCCUUAAUCAACGAUGUCAGGGAUCUGUUCCUGGAAGACCUUCUCCACCCCGAGUUCAAGCUCCUCAAGUUCGAGGAGCAGAAGCUCUCGGAAUUGCCAUCAGUCAACGACUUCGAGGCACCAAAAAACCAGAAGUUCAUUCCCAGGAGUCGACUGAUGGCUCACUGGUACUUCGAGGAUCAGCUGAAGGAUCAGUACGAAAAAUUGUUGACUUCCCUGUCAUCAGUGGCUGCUGAUAACGUCGAAACUAAUCGUGAAAAAGCCGUUGGAGUGAUGACUGAUCUUCUCAUAUCGAAUCCUGAGCAGGAGCAGAUGAUUCUUGACUUUCUGGUGAAUAAAAUUGGUGAUCCCAAGUCCAAGGUCGCUGCGAAGUCUGUUUUCUGUCUGAAUAAAUUACUUCUAGAGCAUCCCAACAUGAAGCUGGUGGUAUUGAAGCGAAUUGAAAAGCUCCUGUUCAGGUCCAAUGUCGCCCAGAGGGCUCAAUACUACGCAAUUUGCUUAUUGAGCCAGUUCGUCCUGGAGAAGGGGGACACAGAGGUUGCGACAACACUCAUUGACGUUUACUUCGCUUUCUUCAAAGCUUGUUUGAAGAAGGGCGAACCCGACAGCAGAAUGAUGGCCGCCAUUCUGGCAGGGGUCAACAGAGCCUAUCGGUUUGCCGAUCUGGAGACCAUCAAGAUUCAUGAACAUAUUGAUUCAGUUUACAGGGUCGUUCAUGUGGGGUCUUUCAAUGUCGCGUUGAAUGCACUAGGACUGUUGCAUCAGGUAACUAGCAAUAACCCAAGCCAAGAGAACCGUUUCUACACAGCUUUCUACAAGAAGCUCCUGGAUCCCCAGAUAGGAACAGUCUCCAAACGUGCAAUUUUCCUGAACCUCCUCUACAGAGUAAUGAAAUCCGACAAAAACACGUCUCGUGUCUACGCAUUUGUAAAACGAAUUCUGCAGGCCUCGAUGUAUUUCCCCGCCUGCAUGGCCUGCGCGACACUCUACUCAGUCUCCCAGCUGUUCAAAACGCGAAAGGACCUCAGGCAGAUGAUCCUGAAGCGUCCAGUGGUCAUAAAAAUCGAGAAGGAGGAGUGCGAGACCUCCUCAACCCAAGAAGAAUCUCCCACGACCUCUGAAAACUCUGGAAGCAAAAGCAAGAAGCCAGAGGACGAGGGGAAGAACCAGGAAGAUGAUGAGUCAGACGAUGAUGACGAGGUUCAGCAUGUGACGGACAGCAUUGUCCUCUCGAACGUUGUAUCAGCACCACCAGAGCCUUCGGACCCCGAGGAAGGCGACAAAAAGGACAUUGUUAAGAUCGAAGAGGACACAAAUCCCUUCUAUGAUCCCUUCGCAAUGAACCCCUUGAGGUCUGGAGCAGUGAAGUCAUCUCCAGCUGAACUCAUCGCCCUCUACUCCCACUUUCAUCCGAGUGUCUCCCUCUUUUCGCAGAAAAUGAUCGAGGGAAAGGCCGUAGACUACUCCGGGGAUCCUCUGGAGGAUCUCACGUUGAUCAGAUUUCUGGACAGGUAUGUGUUCAAGAAUCCGAAGAAGCUGGAGGCGAAGAAAGUGUCCAAGGCGAAUGAUCCUCUGGCUGUUCGAGGACAGUACACACCCAAGGGCCUCAGGACUCUGUCUGUCGACAGCGCAGCGUAUCUCAAUGAGAGGGAGGAACGCAUUCCUGUGGAUGAGCUGUUUCUUUAUAAGUUUCUGAAGAGGAGAAAUGAGGCCAGGGGGGUCAAGGAGGAGGAGGACGAUGUCAGUGACAAUGACAGUGUUAAUAGUGAGGAGUUCAAUGCCAUUAUGGAUAAUUUGAAGGGAAAGGAUUUCGAGGAAUUGGAUAUUGCUGGAGAUAUUGGAGCUCAAAUUAAGAGAGGUGGUCUCAAGAACAUUGAAAACGACGAGGAUCAAGACGAUGACGACGACGGAUCUGAAGCUGUAGAAGGUAGUGACGAAGACACGGAAUUCUACAACGAUGAUGGCGAAUCCUUGGAUGAAGCUGACCUUGGUGACGACAGCGACUUGGAUCUCGACGAACUCGACGAUGACGCCAGUGAUAUGGAGUUCAAUGACUCAGACGACGAAGGCCCACCCUUGAAUACCAAGGGGUCCAAGAAGUCCAAGGAUAACAAUCCUUUCCAGAAGUCGAUGAAGAACAAAGGAAUGGAUAACGUCUUCAUGUCUGCGGAGGAAUUCGCGGAGAUGCUGGAGGAACAGGGGAAAUCGAAACACAAGUCUGGAGGAUCCAAUACACUCAGAGAUGCUGAUGGAGCCAGUGCUAAGCAAAUUGAUUGGGAGAUUAAUCGACAUCAGAAAUUAUCUGGGAAAUUUGGGGGAAACAAACGGAAAUUCAGUCAUAAAAAUGGAUUUCAAGGUCAGAAACACGGUAAAAAGUUCAAAAGGAAGAACUAAUGUAAUCGAGUAAUGAAUUGGAAAGAAUUCAAUUGUUGAGUGUUUUUUUAUUUUUUAAAAACAAUGAACUAGUUUUUGGAGUUCGAAAAUUCUCUGCGGAUUAUUUCAAAAACGGAAAGUCCAGAUAAAAUUGUUAAAAGGAUAAUCUUUUUGUGAUUUGCAAUUUGUAUUGAGAAUUUUUAUUGCGGUUUAACAAAUAAAUAUCUCGUGAAAAAAAACUCCAAGAAAUCUUUUUUGUAAAAAUUUUAAUGGUAAUUCAAAAAAGUCAACUACAGCAGGAAAAAUCUGACGUUUGCAAAAAAUUUGUUGGCCUGCGAUUUUCUUUCGCGUCUUUCAAAUUAAAUAAAGUAAAAAUUAAAAAAUUGAAAUUUAUGUCUACUUACCUUCAUUAAAUCCUCAGUCCUCAUUAAGUCUCGCCAAUAAUUAACAGAUCAAUGACUUCACAAGACAAUGUUUUGCCUUUUUACAUGUCAAUGGUAUUUAUUUUACAGUAGAAGUUUUGGAAAUGUAUUUAUAAUAAAUCGAAAGAAAAAAAAUUUCCGCACCUUCCACAACUUAAAAAAAAUAAAGUAAACAAAUCCAGAGCUCUCGUUUGUACUAAACAUUAAUGAAAUAAUUUUUAAUGAUAAAAUUUAUAAACGUUGAAAAAUGUUGAGAUAUCUCACGUCAUCCUGCGGAGAUAAUCCUCAUUCUACUGCAUCAAUGAUACUCAAUUUUUUGGAAAAAAAUGUCUUACCUAUUCAACUCUAAAUUAAUGUACUAAUGAAUAAUUAACCUAGGAUGAAACGACCUUUGUUAAUCAAUGAACAUAUCUCUAGUCCGUUGAAUUUCAAAUUACCAAUUUCAAAAUAAAAAAAAUAA